AUGGCAUCGGCUAACUUACCCAGCUUCUCCGCAACAGAAUUUGAUAAGUCUUCUCCCUCAGCAUAUGCAUCAAACCUCACAGCAAAUUGGGGUGAAUUCUACAAUGAAGCCCACAUUGACAACGAUGUCAACUCAAUCUCCUAUGGUGGAUGGUGUGGAAUCAAUCAACAGACUGGGAAACCAGCAUCUCAAGCAGAUGGAUUCGAUGUUGAAUAUGGACAAUUCGUUCUUCCAGGUAUAUCAACUGUAGUUGAUUUCAAUGCAAUGGAUGGAUGGACGGACCUCUUCUGGGCCUCAAAUCUCCUUUACCACCAAACUGUCAAAUCCCAGAAGCCUUCGGAUAGUCCUUUCUCCCGCACGUGA
Puccinia graminis f. sp. tritici CRL 75-36-700-3 is the source of this 363-nucleotide messenger RNA. RefSeq lists its product as uncharacterized. The record is from RefSeq and is a predicted model, not a curated record. The transcript has 2 exons. Lineage: Eukaryota; Fungi; Basidiomycota; Pucciniomycetes; Pucciniales; Pucciniaceae. The coding region runs from base 1 to 363 and encodes 120 amino acids.